AUGACCACUCAACCGUGUCGAGAUGACAGCGCACAGCUUUCGUUGUCAGAACAACUUCGCACCGCAACGCGCCAAAAGCACCAUGCACUGAACACGCUGGUAAUCGCACAUCUGCCGCUCUGUCUACCACCACAUGCCGACAGACCACUCCACUACGCCAAAGGCAUGAUACUCUACGGCCAAAUAUACUCGGCCUUUGAAGACUUCAUGAAAGUACAGCUUGCUUGUACCCGUGUAGACUCACGGCUGGAUCGAAUGUACCAGAGCAUGUAUUUGCCUCAGCUCUUAAGGAAGAGCCGAUUGCAAAGUGAUAUCGAAGUGCUCAAGUCCCGGCUGGGGCGCGGCGAAGCUGAGGACCUUGAGUCUUUGGCUAAAUUGGCCGAGGUCUUCUAUAGGAGAGUCAUGAGCUCCUUGGUGGCAAGACCGCACGUCCUGCUCGCUUAUGCUUGGACAAUGUACCUCGCUCUGUUCAAUGGUGGUCGAUGGAUUAGGGGUCAGCUUGUCUCAGCUGGUAUUGAGUUCUGGCUGGGUGAAGCGUUCCCGUUGUCUUUUUGGGAGUUUCCAGACCUUGUUCACGCCAAUGUGGAGGGAGAGCAACUCAAAGAUCAGUUCAAGAUUGGCUUCUCAGGAGCGGCCUCACAUCUGACAGAUGUUGAGAGACAAGAUGUUGUUGGAGAGACUAGCCGGCUGUUUGACCUGUGCUCAGAAAUGGUGGAGUUUCUGAAUCGAAACUGGCUGAACGACCAUCUGAAAGUAUACGCCGUCGCGAAAACCGUGGUGGACGGCCUAGGUAGCGUCCGGGCCCUGCUCGAAACAGCAACAAGCACGGUGCAGAAGGAUAGACUCGGUACACCAGGCUAA
Cladophialophora yegresii CBS 114405 is the source of this 861-nucleotide messenger RNA. RefSeq lists its product as uncharacterized. Bases 1 to 861 code for a protein of 286 amino acids. Gene Ontology annotation, biological process: heme oxidation. The record is from RefSeq and is a predicted model, not a curated record. NCBI's taxonomy places the organism in Eukaryota, Fungi, Ascomycota, Eurotiomycetes, Chaetothyriales, Herpotrichiellaceae. The transcript is spliced from 2 exons. Gene Ontology annotation, molecular function: heme oxygenase (decyclizing) activity.